UGCAAAUUACCGCCCUCUAUCUCUCUCUCUCUCUCUCGAAAAGCUCCUGAAAUCUCUACCAUGUCUGACUAUCUUCCUAUCGAAGUGACCACCGAGAUCCUCAAAAGGCUUCCAGUGAAGUCCCUCCUUCGUUUCAGGUGCGUUUCCAAAACAUGGAUGUCUCUCAUCACAACCCCUGAUUUCAUCACCAAACACCUCAUCACUCAAACAACCUCUACUCCUCACAAUCACACACUCGUUAGACACUACUCUAAGCUUCACAGAAAGGAGAUCUACUCUGUUCACUCCGAUAAUCAAUCAUUCGAUGAUUUAAACGCCCAAAUCGAAUUCCCUUUUCUUGGACACUCCAGAUUUUACUUCAGGGUUGUGGGUUUUGUUAACGGGCUCUUGUGUUUGUCUGAUGAUCUGUUUGGCUACACUGAUACCAUUGUUCUUUGGAACCCUUCGAUUCGGAGGUCAUUGACUCUUCCAAUUCCUCGAUUUACGUUUGCUUGUAGUGGACCCUUUAUGUUUGUUCUUGGUUUUGGGUUUGAUUCUAAGACUAAUGAUCAUAAGGUUGUUAGGGUUGCUUAUGCUCAAGGGGAUGAUGGGUAUAUAGUUCCUCCUGAGGUUGAAGUUUUCACAAUUCGAUCGGGUUGUUGGAGAGAUGUGAAGACCACUGUUCCAUAUUGUGUCACUGAAAAUUUCUGGACACAAGCUUUUCUCAAUGGGUCGGUCCAUUGGGUAGCUUACAAGUUGACUGUGAAAAAUAGGGAUAGAAGUUUUCGGAGUUUGAUUAUGUCUUUUGAUAUGGGUAGUGAGGAAUUUGGUGAUUUGAGAAUUCCUGAAAGUUUGGUGUCUAUGUCUCCGAUGAACAUGUCUGCUGCUGUAUUUGGGAAUUCUCUUUCGAUCUUUCACUAUGAUAAGCGGAUAUGGACUAGUAAUUGCUCCAUUUGGGUUAUGAAAGAAUAUGGUGUUGCGGAGUCUUGGAGUAAUUUGUUUAAUAUUGACUUGGAGGGAGGGUUAGGGAUGGUAUUGGGUUGUCGGAGAAAUGGUGAUGUACUCUUGGCGGCUAAAGGUGGAGAACUAGUUUCGUAUAAUUGUGGGACUAAAGCAAGUACGAAUAUUGGGAUGAUGUGUGGCACAAAAGACUCAUAUUAUGUCGAUAGCUAUAUGGAGAGCCUUGUUUUACUGAUUGAAGGAAACGAAGUGGUAGGCAGGAAAGCAAGGGAUGCGAUGUCAUCAUCGGAAGAUGGGUAUCCGGGGGACGAGGAUGAAGGCGAGGAUGAUGAAGUUGAAAACACUGAGCUUUGGAUGCAGUCAGUUAUUGUUCAAUUUACUUCUGCUUUACUUAAUGAACUUUAAUGCAUAAACUUGUUAAUGCAUUAUGAAUGUCAAACUUGCUUUGCUGAUAGGUAUAUUUUCCUUUUCUUAAAGGUCAUCUGUGAUUUGUAUGUGAAAUAUAAUAUAGUUUGAUCUGCAUUGCAAAGUAUGCUUCUUCUUCUUUUUUAACAUUCAUAAAUGAAUUUCUAUGGUUAUAUGCUAUUUUAAUGUC
Camellia sinensis is the source of this 1534-nucleotide messenger RNA. Its product is annotated as F-box/kelch-repeat protein At3g23880. The record is from RefSeq and is a predicted model, not a curated record. NCBI's taxonomy places the organism in Eukaryota, Viridiplantae, Streptophyta, Magnoliopsida, Ericales, Theaceae. Gene Ontology annotation, molecular function: protein binding.